AUGUCUGCCACUAUCAAUCCGCAGAAACUCGACGGAGAGCCUAUGACACUUCUCCGUCUACCGCAAGAGCUUUUAGACAUGAUCAUUGAGGCCACCUUCAAAGACACGACCGUUACUCUCAACAGGGACAAUCUGCGCCCUCGCUCCCCAGACGACCUCGUCUCAGAGCGGAAUGCUGGCCUUCUCCUUACAUGCAAGACUCUUUACAAGCAUGCCAAAGAACCAUACUACAAGCUUUCCAAAUUCGAAGCACUCGCAGCUACCGAUCUCCGCCACUGGCUUGCGACUCUGAAGCGGAAUGGUGUUGCAGAGCGUAGCCUCAUCACAAGUCUUGACUGUUCCUUCUCUUCGGCCUUGGAAGCGCAUUUCGAUGGGUGGCCUUUCUGUAUUAGGUUCCACCAGAUCAAAGACCACAGCAAGCUUAUGUGCCUCCUGAUGGAGACGCAGGAUUAUUUGGACAAGCUUACCCAGCGUUUGAUGGCGGAAGACUACGAUGUUGGCUUGGAUGCUUUGCGAGGCAGUGCUGAGUAUCUGGGCUAUGGGAUACGGGAUGUGAUUCCGACGCAGAUGUCGAUAACGUGGUAG
Molecule: messenger RNA, 585 nt
Organism: Ramularia collo-cygni
Lineage: Eukaryota; Fungi; Ascomycota; Dothideomycetes; Mycosphaerellales; Mycosphaerellaceae
Exons: 2
Coding region: 1-585 (194 amino acids)
Source: RefSeq, a predicted model, not a curated record